CCGGCAGGUAAGCUCUCAGCUUCGCCCACAGCCGCCUUUGCUGCCAGGGAGGAUCGGAGGCACCUGCUGCGAGCCCUUGGGGGGCAAAAGCACUGGGAGAUUGGUUGCAGACUGCUCCGCAUCGGUCUUCUGGGGGGAGCUGCAGCUGAGAAGCCUCCGCAGGGGCUUGUUGUCUUCAAGCAGUAACUGAAGGGGAAGGUGAUUCUGAGAGCCAUGAUGUCCCUGGGUGUCAGUAAAGGACGUGUCAUCCCGUCCACUGAUGAAGACCGCAAGAGGAUCAUUAAGCAGAUGAAGGUUCGCACCACCCUGAAAGGAGAUAAGAGCUGGAUCCAGCACCAUAACUCGGACUCUGAGGAUGAGAAGAGCAGCCCGCUGUCUGGACGGGCCGGUGGGGGAUCCCCAGCCUCAACACCUAGUGCUCCCCAGAGUGACCGGUCUCCUGCCUCCAAGCCUCAGUCCGGUUACCUCAUCAGAGGGGUGUUCACAAAAACCAUCGAUAAAACCUCUUCCAUGCCAGAUUCUUCAUCUUGUAAUGCAGCACAAAAGAGCACUGCCGCGAAGGGACGCAGCCUGUGCCGUUCCAACUCCGGCUACAGGAUGACCACCGAGGAUUACAAGAAACUAGCUCCGUAUAAUGUCAAGCAAAAAUCAGUGGACCUGGAUGAGGACGAUGUGCCGUUUACCCCAGAUGAACAUAAGAAGAGGACGGAGGCGGCCAACAGUGUCCUGAGACGCACGGCCAGCAGAGAACGUGCUUACGUCCUCUCAGCAGCCAAGAAGAGCAAUGGGAGCCCAACACAGGAAUUUCCACCCUUGUUUGCCAAGAGAAUUGAGAUAGAAGAAGAGGAAGGACAGCAGAGGAGGAGUCCAACCGUGCCUGGUUCAUGCAGGUUGAUGCCAGAUGACAACAGGGCUAAUGGGCUAAGAAAAACCACCGCUGGAUCUUCCUGGAACGAGCCAAAGACAACAGCAGUGUCUCCCUCCAGCACUGAAACAGGCAGCAAGAGCCAACCAUGGGCAUCCUCAAGUGAAACUGCAGAAAGAAUCUCCACUUCUGCUGAAAUCAGAAAUGGUGAAAACAGGCAGGCCCCAAAUGGGAAAUCCUCAUCGGAAGCUGUGUCACAGCAUGGGGACGGUGACAAACCUCCGAAGGAAAAGCCUGAGCCGUUCCCACGAGAUGAACUGGCCCCCAGAGCAACCGCAGCUUCCACGAACGGAAGUUAUCCUGAACACACAGAAGCCAACAAUGGAUUUUACCCACCAAAGUCCAACUCUGGUUGCAGGGACAGACCUGCAGAUGCUCCAGACAAGCUGCACCGUCAGUACGAGACCUCUCACUACCUGGAUGAUGCAAAGCCUGAACCUGCAAGAUCUGUCCUGGGCUACGAGGAGAGAAGCGGCACCCACGAGAGCGGGCCCACGAGUCCCGAGGCCCCAGCGUACAGCAAGCCUGCCUGGAAUGAAGCGACGUCUUCCCAAGAUUUCAAAGAGGGGAAGACCCCUAGAGACAGGGGGCAUGAGAGCACACGGGCCUCGGGUGACUAUAAACCAGAGCUGAUCCAAGCAGGGUUUUUGGACAACCAUACGGAGAAGGGCCAAGAACCUCCUGACCAUGAUGUCCACCGAGAGCCUCCCAGGCUGAAGGAACAUACUGAACAUGAACCCAGCAUGGCUAGGUCUGUGCCAGGCUCCAGGGACGGCACUAGUGGGAGCUUGGACAUUAACAAGGGGACAUCGCCCUGUGUGCAGAGUGAAGAAGUCACUUCAAGAAGGUCCAGCUCUCUGCCUAGAGGAGGCAGCGUCACUGCUCCAGAGACCCAAUGCACGAAUGAAUCUGACCCAUGCUGGGAAAGGGUCACUCCAGCUUAUGAAGAACAAACCUGCCCCACCACAGAGAGUCACCGUGAGAGCCGGGGAGACUGGAGACACAAUGAGCCCGUGGCAGCCAGGUCUAACUUCGGCUCAGAAGAGAGUGCUCUCAGUGCAUAUGAGACCCAGCACCCCGUGCCGCUGUACAUGGACCGCCAGCCUUUUAACGUCAGCGUGUCAGCACCCAGUCACAGGAUACCAUCCUACGCAGACAGCCAAGUGUUCAGCACCAGAAGACCUACUCCAGAUUAUGAAGGGAGAGUUUAUGAUGGGAGAAGCAGCCCUAGGAACAGCAGAUAUGACAGCGCUAGUGCCAGGGGGCACUGUGAAUUUAACCCCACAGCUGGACGCCACGACUCCCUUCCCAGAGACACCACCAUGUCCAUUUCCCAGAGAAGCCACAGGGUGCCAUUCUACAUGGACAGCUUAAACUAUAACAGCACCAGGCUUCUCUCAAGUUCGAGUGAGAGGAUCUGCAGCCCGACUGCCACCUUACCGCACAACAGCCCGGCGGCCUCUGGGUACCAGCCCGAUUCCAGCACUGCCGGAAAAGGGGUCCUCUUUGUGAAGGAGUACGUGAACAGCAGCGAAUUAUCAGCCUCCCCACGCUAUGGCAGUGGCAGCCUUGUGGAUUUGACCGAUUUGGACAGAGCAACCUACAGCCACCACAGCUACCUGUCCAGCGCUCCCCUGCAGAGGUCCAGUGAACCUGUUUGCAGUUACUGCGGCCGUGAGAUCCGAGACUGCCCUAAGAUCAUAAUAGAGCAUCUUAACAUCUGCUGCCACGAAUACUGUUUCAGGUGCGGAAUUUGCCACAAAGCGAUGGGAGAUCUUCUGGAUAAAAUAUUCAUCCACCGGGACAUUGUCCACUGUGACAAGUGCUACGAGAAACUCUUCUAGGGUUUUGCAAAGCUGGAGAAGGCAGCCAGUGGGAAGUCCUCGGCAGCAUGUACCGGAAUAUAUCUAGCAGUUCCUGCAGAAUUCCUGCUCCCCCGUGCCCUCAAGUUAUUUUCCCUCUCACUGCCUCAUCACAAUGAAGAGUUCAGCAUCCCCUAGUUUAUGCUGUCAGUGGCACACAAGACGAGUGCCAAUGUUAACAAGGCAGUGCCAUCUACAAAGAUAAGCGGGCUGAUUUUCCAAAGGUGCUGAGCCCCUCUGCCUGCCUGUAACUUCACUGAGAUUCCAGAGCGCUCCCUGCGCUGGAGGCCAGGCAGAGCUCCUUAGGUCCAAGCUAAUUGUGAGAAAUUCUGAUGGUUGUUUUUUCCUUUCAUUUCUGCGAUCAGGCUGCAGCUUAGGGUGUGUGAGCUGGCACAAAGCAAGCAGAUACAAGAAGUGUUAAACACUAAAUCUGGAUUCUUGGGAGGGUUUGAAUUUAGUUCUUAGCAAAAGCCUGUUUCUGCUUCUCUCACCCCCCAAAUUCUGCCUAGAAAUAGCUUCUGCCCGAUUUCCAUUUGCCUUCCGUGGGCUUUCAGGAGCACUUGCAGACUCACUUUACUCUAAUUGUGUGUCAGCUUUAAUUUCCCUUUCCUGCCUGCUCCCUAGUGGAUUGCUGCAGCAGCAUGUGUGUCCGCUGUCUGGCUGGGAAGAUAACACUCUUUUCACCUGGCAGUUUAACUCGGCCUCUGACGGGAGGCGUCUCGUGGCCGUACAAAAGAUGCCAGAGAACAGGUAUCUCAAUUGCCUCUCCUGUCAGGGAGCACGGCUUGCCUGAGAUCUGAAUCUCUCCCCCUCACCAAGGCUUGCCGUAACGCCUCUCUUAGUGCUCUGAAUUGUCGACGUCACGAAUGCUCACUCACAAAAUUGAACUUCUAGCAGAUGCUGUACUUACUAAAAGUCAGAAUCGCAUCAUUUUAGCCCUUAAUUCGGCGGCUGAGAGGUUGGGAAAGCCGAAUAUUGAAACCUGGAAGUCAGCCUCUGUGCCUUAAAAGUACAGCUCUGACCGUGGCCACAGAGUUCCUGUUUUCUCCUUGAAAGCAUUAGGAAUGUCUGCACAGCCCCCGCGUCAGUUCUGUGCUCGCUCUUACAUGGAAGUAGGUGAUGGCAGACGCUCUAAUGCAGACUAUUGUUAGCUAGAUAAUUCUUUAUGCGCUUAGCGAUGGAAGCUGGCAUGCGUGCCAAAGCUUAGCAAGUUAGUGUUUUACACCACAAGCGCUACUUAGCUUUUUUUAGGCCACUGUACCAGUUAUUUAACCCAACUCUAGGCAUGACCUCGGAAGCAACGCCGUGAGCAGAACUCCCGACUCCGCUGCCGGCAAGCCUCAGGCUGAGGCCUUCAAGCCGCGUCUGCGGCAGGGCUUUGGGCAGCUCCGUUCUGAGCGUGCGUGGUACAACCGGGGCCCAACAGCUCCCUGAAAACCCGGUAGUCACGAAGGCGUGAUUUUCAAAAACGACUACCGAUGGCGGCUGCCUAUGUUUCUAAGUUAUCAAGAUGUUAAAGAGACGUUGCUUUCUGAACAGAAGAGGGUCACAAAGCAUCUCAUCUCCCCAAAUCGCUCAUUUCUAAAAACCACAACCAGUGGUUCCUUACUGGUACCUGCACCAGCGGGUGGUGAAUGACUGGUAGGGCAGCUGUUUCACGCCUCAUUGCGCCAUGGUCACCGGGGGACUGUUAAAAUACCGAAGGGCCUCUAACUACAGCUGCGCUUUGAGAUGAUCUGCGGGAAUAACGUAUCCACCGAUCCCAGAGCUCCUGAUGGGUGCGUGGCCUCGCGGGGAACAGGCUGUGUCCAUCGUACGUUUUGCACUGUCGCUCCUCAGCACUGCGUCUCCCUGUAGCGAUUGUUUAACCGCGGUAUGCAGCCCUAAUAAACAGUC
Molecule: messenger RNA, 4683 nt
Organism: Phalacrocorax carbo (great cormorant)
Lineage: Eukaryota; Metazoa; Chordata; Aves; Suliformes; Phalacrocoracidae
Source: RefSeq, a predicted model, not a curated record